GCUCACAUUGUGAUUAUUAUAUACAGCAGCCUUGUAGUUGUGGUCCUCCGCUUUCUACUGAUAGCAAACACCCUACUAUUUUUUCCAAACGCCACCCCGGUACAGCGCUGUGAGUCUUUCUUGUGCAAUUAUUUGUCUACUACAUCUUUCUACUAUACGUCAUUUUGAAGAUUUUCAACAUCAAGGGAACCAACUACAAGCGAACUAGAGCCGCAACGAGAAGAACAGUGUAAAGUUUCUUUUCCACGACCUCCUCUUCUACCUUUUUUACUGACUUUCGACGUCGACCAUUGGUCUACUUAUUUAUACUUGAACUUUUUCAGUACUGUCUCCCUCGUCUCCCCUACAUAGCUUGCGACGUGCACUAUCAGAAAAUACCGAACUGAUCGGGAAAAAAGAUGACUGCCGAACACGUUCGUACCGGUCAACAUGAUCCCGUGGUCCACAACGUCGUUGCUACAGAGGACCAUCACAUUCUGAACGGCGAGUAUCCAAGAAAAAAACUGUGUAAGUGUAACUUUGUAAUGCAGAACAUGCAACAGUAGAGUUGCACCUGUCAUGCCCGAUAGCCAUGAACUCCUCUUUUCAUGUGUGUUUUCCCUUACAAGCCACGCAUGGCAGGUGUUCGCUGUCAUGUAGAGCAAAUUUGUGAUGCUGUCAGCCAAGCAAACUUACACUAACACAGUUUUUUUCUUGGAUAGCGAGGAAAGUUCCUCCCCGCUCCUUCGGACCAGCAGUCCAAGUGGCGAAAACAGCAGGACAGAAAAAAGUGCAGCUGCUUCUAACCGCUCCUGCUGUCAUCUGCCCCUUUGGGCCAUCGUCUUGAUGAUCGUGGGUGGUCUCAGCGUGCUAACGGCUGUCGUGGUAGUGCCGGUAGUUGUAUGUGCUGCAAAUAUCGAUCUGGGUCUGGAAGUUGGAAGGUUUGUCAUGCAGGUCGCGCAUGGCCCAGAAGGUGAAGGUCAAGGUUUGGAAUGCGGGCCCCAGCAUAAAAAGUUUUUCUAGAAGGAUUAGGAUCCUCGAUGCUUAUAUCGCAUGAAAAAUGUUAGUACCCUUUCGGGUAAUAUCCAAAAGUGGGGGCUUGUUUUAUUUCUGGUCAACAUGCAAGACAGAUUUUUGCGUCGAUCACGAUCAGCUUUAAAAAUAGCAGGACAAAUAACUCGGACUCACUUCCAGACCCGGAUCGAUAUUUGCAUGCGAUAGGUUGUCCUUGCCAACCAGAACCGCGAACAGACGGUUUCUGGUGGUUCGCCGGGAAACAAUCCUACCCCCUGCCCUCCCGGAGGAAACAAUCCUACCCCCGGCUCUGCUCCCGGAACAAAUCCUCCACCCGCCCCCGCCCCGGGCGCAGGAGGAGGUGGUGGUGGUGGUAACAACCCUGUAGUUGAUCCCAGAGAGUGUUUGCCGAAAGCCCCGGGCAUUGCGGCGGGGGAGUUCGAGAUCGGGGCCGAAGGGGGCGGAGGAGGAGGUGGUGGUGGUGGUAACAACCGUGUUGAUCCCAGAGAGUGUUUGCCGAAAGCCCCAGGCAUUCCGGCGGGGGAGUUCGAGAUCGGGCCCUUUGGCAACGAUGCCGACGCUAUCAAAUGUAAGAAUGUCUGGGUCUGGAAGAUUCUGACACUUGUCAUGCACGUUUUGCGUGAGCCCUGAUGUCUGUGAUGCAUGUCCUAGCGUCACAGAUUUUUUGAGAGCUUCUUGAUGCCUAUUCCGCAUGACAAAUGCCCUCUCCGCGUAGCAAAAAUUACAUUCCCUUUGGUACUCAUGCAAUACAGAUUUUUUUGCAAUCCAAAUGCAGCAUCACAAGUUGCAUUCUUCCAGACCCAGACAUUUUUGCACUUGAUAGACGCCGCCCGCCGAUUGCGCUUCAAGGCGGAGAUCCGCCGGUGCGUCAAAAAGCCGGACGCCGCGCCGCAAGCGGAUUUUGACCAAUUGCUGAAUGACGCCGACGCGAAGCUCGGGAAGCUCAUCUACGCCUUCGACGAAGGUCCUUCCAAGAGAGUCGCAUCGACCUGCUCCCCAGAUGUGGAGAACAAGACGCACACUUUAUUACAAUGAAAAAUGCCCCCACCCCCGAACUUGGAAGCCAGCAUUUGUAUUGCGAACCUUUCCAAAUGAAAAACUCACCCUCUUGCAUCUAUCAGCAUCACAGAUUUCCAAUCGUGAAUAGCAAAAAUUUGUAUUGUAAAGGGCCCCAGCAAGGGCGGCGCUUGUCAUGCAAGCGAUGCGAUACACGCUUAGACUCUGCAUCAGAAAGAUGCAUACUCCUUUCAUGCAUGGCAAAAGGUUUUCAUUUGGAAACUUCGCAUCACAAAGUUUUGGAACUGUGGGGGUGGGGGCAUUUUUCACUGUAAUACACCUACGUCGUCCGACUCUGGUUUCCGAACGCGCCCUACGGGAAUAAGAAGGCGUCGCCCUAUAUGGAAGCGUCAGGUUUUGAAAUCGACAAAGUUGAAAUGAUUUGGCAUGCAGAAAAUGCAAGGCAUGAAGUGCCUGUCUUGCCGAGAUGGCAAGCGAGGUCGAUUGUGAGCCUGUUGAGGGUUUGAAAUAGAGCUGCUAAAGUAGCAUGGCUUGUGUGCCCAAACAGCAUGACAGGUUGGAUUCCGGUGCUCAGAAAAUUUGUCAUGCGCCGCUUCAUAACUGGGCUUCCGACUGGUAUCGCUUUUGUGCAUGACAAACUAUUUCAACUUUGACGAUUUCAAUCCUGACACCCUCAUACCCUACCGCCGCAAGUUUUUCAACCGCCGCCCCCUGCCGGAGUACCUCGCGGACUACGGACUGACGUUCGCCGACUCGGUCAUGAAGGCCGUGGAGGUGGUAUCCUGUGUAAAAACGUCCCCACCCCAUAGUCAAGUUGGAAAGUUAGCAACACAAAUUUAGGGUUCAUAAACAGGUUUAGGGUUCCGGCUUGUGUUCAGGCCCGAGAGGCGACCACACUGCCUCCUCCUAGUCGUGUGCCAGGUCGCGAAAAGAUGUAAACCCGCGUCUGUCUAUCGAGGGUCGAGGUAAGAGGCAACGCCAAUCACCACCUAAUUCCCAUCCCAUCCCACACAAAUCUCAAAGUCUUGGGAGCCACGCAUGACAAGUUGCAGUCCGUAGUGUAGUGCAGGUUCGUAAGGGCAGCCGCGUCACAAAUCCAUCUGCGCAUCCUGUUUCCAGCAUUACAAAUUCCAAAACGCGGCUAGAAAUGCCUCUCGUGGGGACCCGCAUUGCAAUUGUUUCUGUAGAUGCAAAUCUGCAUGACAGCUAUGCGGUAGGGACGUUUUUGCUCAGGAUAGGUUGACAAAUUGGGACUGCCCGCGGUCGCAGCGCACAAAUUGCCGCAACCCGGAGGAUAUCAAAUGCAAACAUCGAUCUGGGUCGUGUGGAAGAAUCGAAGGUUUUUUGUCAUGCAGGUCUUCAAAGCCGCAUGAGCUCUGGAAUGCAGGGCCUAGCUUGACAGAUUUUAUUCUGAGGUCUUUAUCAUGCCUAUUCUGCUGUCGAUGAGAAACUCCUUGUCCUUCCCACCCUGAGUUUUAUCAAAGCUGGCAACUGUUGGCAGUCACGCAGCACAGAUUUUUGCGUGCUGACCCACAGCACGCAUUACAAGUUUGAGCGGCUCCCAGACGGACCCAGACAUCAUAUUUGCAAUGCAUAGAGGAGAUGCCGACGCGAAGACCGCUGAGACCGCGGCCGCCGCUACGGUUAUCAAAACAAAAAAGUUCGUCACGAUCACUCAUGGGCAUCUUUGCAAUACAAAAUUGUCUGUCAUGCGUAAAAAUGCAUCACAGCCACAUUUCGUAAGGGAUUUCCCUAGUGUUUCUGCAAUACAAGGAGAAGUUGUGAUGCUAAAAAAAUUUGUAAUGCAAAGCCUGCAACUUAGUGACUGUGACAAACUUUCUUCUCUCCAUAACGGUGAGUCGGAUGCUCGUUGGCCACAGCAACGCCGGCCCGGGGUCCCUGGCCCUGUUUGCCUACCACCCGGAUCUCUUCCACGAGUUGCUGCUGCUAGACCCCGCGUUUUGCGACGCGAGCGCCCGUUACGGACUGCAGCGCGCCCAGCUUGAGCCGUAUACUACGCCUGCGGAUCGCCUGGCACACGCAGAAACGGUCGCGGCGGCUGCGGAUGACGCAAACGACACGGCGGAGCUCUAUGGCGUUCUCAAGCGUUACAUUCUCAACUGUUACAUGAAUUUGUGAUGCAAGAAUGGCAAAAGUGAAAGGAAGGACCUUGCGCGUCUUGCAUGACAGAUUUGGCGCAGAUUCUCAGCCUGUUUGGCCGUCUGGAAAUUUGUCAUGCGAAGCAGCUUGACGGCGUUGAUAGUCAAGGCGAUUUUGCAUGACAAAUCAUGUAACAGUUGAGAAUGUAACAGUUGAGAACGCCAUAAGCUCUUCAAGCGAAUGCGGGAACACCAGAAUACUCCCGCCGGGCCCUAUAAUUUGUACAAGGCCUGGAUCCAGAGCCAGUGGAAGGACACCGAAGACGGCCCGGUGGAGAAUUUCGAAGCGGUAUCCGGAGUAAAAACGUCCCCAACCGCCCAGAGUUGUCAUGCAAAUCUGCAUGAUGCCAAAAAAAAUCUCUCAUGUGGAGCACCAUGAGAGGCAUUUAUGUCCAGCCGUGUUUUGGGAUUUCUGAUGCUAGAACCAGCAUAAUAUACAUCUGUGAAGAUGCUGCUGAGCUAGCGAAAUCGCGGAUCACACUACGAGGACCGAAGCUUGUCAUGCGAACCAAACAAAGCUAGUUGAUUUGUCUAGCUGAUCUCCCAUCUUGCCUCUGGUAAUAUAAUGGGGACGUUUUUGCUCAGGAUAACUGGCGACUUUUGAGUUUCCUGGGCAAAACGGUAUCCAGGGCGCAAAAGCCCUGGCUAAGUCCUUCGCCAUGAAGGAGUUUCAGCGGCAGAGAGAGUUUAUCCUGUGCAAAAGCAUCGUACUCGUAUUUUUGCAAUCAUGCAUUACAAAUCUUUUUCUUGAGGAAAAUCCGCAUUACCUCAUGCUGAGGAAAUUUGUCAUGCAUUUAUACGAGUGCGAUACUUUACUUUUACACUGCAUAAAGUUCUUGCAAGAUAAUAAUCUUCCCCGAAGCAAAGGAGUUGCACUGGGAACAAAAAUGUUCCGCAAAUAUCUGCUUCUUAUGGCGUUCUCAAACGUUACAUUCUCAACUGUUACAUGAUUUGUCAUGCAAAAUUGCCUUCAGAAUCGACGCCAUCCAGCUGCUUCGCAUGACAAAUUCCCAGAGGGCCAAGCAGGCUGAUAGGCGGUUCCAAAUCUUUCAUGCACGACGCGCAAGAUCCCCCCUAUCACUUUUGCCAUUCUGGCAUCACAAAUUCAUGCAACAGUUGAAAAUGUAACAGUUGAGAACGCCAUACUUCUUGGCGGUAGGUUCGGUAACGCGUUGGCGGUGACCGGUAUCCAAGGAAAAAACUGCGUAAGUGUAAGAACUUUGUUGUGUUGCAGUAGACGAUGCGAGACAAUUACACCUGCCAUGCUCCUGGUGGACAUGCGUCACACGCUCUAUUCGUACAACAUGCUAUAUUUAUUCGCGGAUAGGGAUACCAGCUACGCAUGACAGGAGGUGGUUUUCUGUGUCAUGCAGAGCAAACUUGUGAAGAUGCUAUAGUUCCUGCAAGAAUAAAGUUCUUACAUUUUAUUUUACACAGUUUUUCUCUUUCAUAGCCGGGGCCACCACCAAAAUGCAGCGCAAACUGGAUAGCACGAAAAACCGAGUCUUCCGGGACUACUGGGGCGGGAAGCUGCUCGAGAGCCACUUAUCAAAUGUAAAAAUGUCUGGGUCUGGAAGAAGAGAAGUUUGUCAUGCAGGUUUUCCAUGACGCAUCAGGUCUGGAAUGCGGGACCUAGCAUAACAAAGUCUGUGAGGUGUCUACCAUGCCUAUCCUGCAUGAGAAACUCCCUCCAAACUUGGCCGAAUGUGGACAGUUUUUGGCACUCAUGCAACACAGAUUUCUGCAUGAUUCGGAUUUAGCAUGACAAGUUGCAAUCGUCCAGACCCAGACAUUUUUGCAAUCCAUACCACUCGAAUCUGUACAAGCAGGACAGCGCCAUGGCCUCGCAGGUGAGCCACAGCCUCCCGGAGCGCUAUCCUGAGUAAAAACGUCCCCACACCAGAGUCGGGAUGGGGAUUUUGCAGCACAAGCCCAGGAGUUUUGUGAGUCACGCAUGACAAGUUGCACUCCGCAGCGUAGUGCAGGUUAGAAAGUGCCGCCGCAUCACAGAUUCGUCUGCUCAUCCUGUUCACAGCAUCACAAAUUCCAAAACACGAUUGAAAAUGGCUCUCAUGGGGAUGCGCAUUACAAGUCUUCCUGUCUUUGCAAAUUUGCCUUACAACUCUGGCGUGGGGACGUUUUUACUCAGGAUAGGCGCAGCAUCGUGGUCACGUGGGGAGACUCGCUGCCCCGUCCGAAGAAUGCCAGCGAAACGCCCAAUAUGUUUGACUGGAUUCCGUUCCAGGCCAGUGUCUGGACGGACGAGUUAAAGCGCCUCGCGGGGGAGGGGAAAAAGUUGACCACUUUGGACCCCAUCAUCACCCCCGGAUAUCAUGUGCCCAUGUUGGAGGAGGCCGUUCCAAAAGGCCUACAGGCACUGAAGUCGGCAUAAAAGUGGUUCUAUCUACAUCAAGUAUUUUUCCGCUCUGCCUCUUUAUGUUUUGGUUUUGGAAGAUGAAAUAAAGCUGAUGUGGUCCUGCUCCUGCAAAUAGAAAAGAAAAAUUACUUUCAUAGCCGCAAGAGCCAGAGCCUUCUCGCAGAAAUGCUCAUGCUUGCUAGUACAACUUCUCGAAGUAUUACUAUAAACAAAUUAUGUACUAUCUCCGUAACCUUCCCAACUCUCGUACAUUCGUUGUGGUCACCUCGGUCGGGCACGACAAAACCCAGCAGAUAAACAAAUUAUGCGGGAGACGAACAGAAAGACCGCGUUUUUCUUUUUAUUUAUUUAUUUCUCGACGAAAGGGCACCUUGUCCGAUACCCGCCGACGCGAUGGGCCCACAUCAUGCUGUCCGCCACAGUACAAAAGCAAAAACACGGACAAGGAGCAACAAAAACCUGGCUUACAGAAAUCCGCGCCGACAUGACAAAAAUGCGCGCUACGGUUCGCGACUGUCUUGAUCGAAAUCCUUGGCGCCAAAUCACAAAAGGACAACAAACAGGCUCAGCUAGCAGCCACAGCACUUCUUCCGCUGCGUCUUUCGAAGAGCAAAUUAUUCCUAUUCAACAGAUAAGAAGAUUACAGGGACGAAAAAGAACAGGAGUAGGUCGCGGGACAAUCUAAGGCUUAGAGUCGAACAGAUUACAGUCAUCAUUUCUCGACGAAAAGUACAGGUCGGGCCCGCGAGUGGUCUUUUGGUUAAUUUUUUCGUAUUGUUUUGGACAGGUAUUUGUUUCGUUUUGGACAGGGACCACCACAACUCGACGUUUUGGACAGCGAUUUAUUUCGUUUUG
Molecule: messenger RNA, 7422 nt
Organism: Amoebophrya sp. A120
Lineage: Eukaryota; Dinophyceae; Syndiniales; Amoebophryaceae
Source: the annotation of a GenBank genome assembly